This is a messenger RNA of Mangifera indica (mango), 1625 nucleotides long. Its product is annotated as BTB/POZ and MATH domain-containing protein 2-like. The record is from RefSeq and is a predicted model, not a curated record. Gene Ontology annotation, molecular function: protein binding. Bases 135 to 1340 code for a protein of 401 amino acids. The transcript is spliced from 4 exons. NCBI's taxonomy places the organism in Eukaryota, Viridiplantae, Streptophyta, Magnoliopsida, Sapindales, Anacardiaceae. Gene Ontology annotation, biological process: protein ubiquitination.
UCUCAAAUAAUCAUUGCUCCGAAUGCCCUAAUUUCAAUUCGCUCAAAACCAUAAUUCUGAUUAAACCCAAUUAAUCAAAGACAAAUUCAAAGAUUCAUUUCUCGUAACGUGGAAAUUCAUUGUCACCCUUGUUGAUGAACACAAUGGUCUUUAAAGAUUCUUCAAAACCCUUAAUUACACCCAUCACAACCUCCACUUCUCGCAACGAGACCAUAAAUGGGUCGCACCAGUUCAAGAUCAGUGGCUACUCUCUUUCUAAAGGCAUGGGCAUCGGAAAGUACAUAGCUUCCGAUACCUUCCUUGUAGGUGGGUAUGCGUGGGCUGUUUAUUUCUACCCUGACGGCAAGAGCGUUGAAGACAACGCCGCUUACGUUUCACUGUUUGUCGCCCUCGCAAGCGAAGGGACGGACGUUAGAGCUCUGUUUGAGCUUGCGCUUUUGGAUCAGAGCGGGAAAGCACGGCACAAGGUUCAUACCCAUUUUGGGAGGACCCUCGAGAGUGGACCCUACUCGCUUAAAUAUCGGGGGAGCAUGUGGGGUUAUAAGCGCUUUUUUAAAAGGACUCUUCUUGAGACAUCAGACUACCUUAAAGAUGAUUGCCUCUCAAUUCACUGCUGUGUCGGUGUAGUUAAGUCAUAUACAGAGGGACCUGAUACUUUCUCAAUUGCUGUGCCACCUUCUGAUAUCAGUAAGCAAUUUGGAAAGCUUCUAGAAAGUGGUAGGUUUACUGAUGUGAAUUUUGAAGUUGACGGGGAAAAGUUUCCGGCUCACAAAUUGGUUCUUGCUGCGCGCUCACCUGUGUUCAGAGCUCAACUUUUUGGUCCGCUGAAGGAUCAAAAUACUCAAUGCAUUAAAGUUGAAGACAUGGAAGCCCCAGUUUUUAAGGCAUUACUCCAUUUUAUCUACUGGGAUACCCUACCAGACAUGGAAGAGCUUGUGGAUCUAAAUCCAAAAUGGGCUUCUACACUAAUGGCUCAGCAUCUGCUUGCAGCGGCAGAUCGAUAUGCUCUUGAGAGGCUGAAGUUGCUGUGUGAGGCUAAACUUUGUGAAGAUGUUGCCAUAAACACAGUUGCUACUACAUUGGCCUUGGCAGAGCUGCACCACUGUUUCCAACUGAAAGCUGUUUGUCUCAAGUUCAUUGCACUGCCUGAAAAUUUGAAAGCCGUGAUGCAAACAGAUGGAUUUGAAUACCUAAAAGAAAGCUGCCCUUCUGUCCUGACCGAACUGUUGCAGCAUGUGGCACAAAUUGGUGAGCAUUCGGUCAUCGCUUCUGGAUAUAAUGAGAUAACAUUAGAUGGCUGUGAUGUGAAUGGGAGGCGGGUGAAGCCGAGGACACAUUGAUUUAAGCAAAACAGAUAGAUUCAUCUUUCUCCAGAAGAACAUUGAUAAUAAUAAUAAUAAAGCUUGUUAGAUUAAAAAAAUUUUGGAUCAUACUAACAGUUGACAAUUCAUUUGAUAGAAUUUAAGAUUAUUGGUUGAUUAAUCUGUUCUACAUUUUGUGACUGUCAUAAGUUUGCUUUCUGGACUGUUAAGAUUGGUGAGUUGGGUUGCUCCUGAAAUGAGUGUAUGUAAUUAUACAUUUGCAUCCGGGAUUAUUUGUUAGAUAUUAAUUUGAACUUUAUUCAA